Molecule: messenger RNA, 621 nt
Organism: Theileria orientalis strain Shintoku
Lineage: Eukaryota; Apicomplexa; Aconoidasida; Piroplasmida; Theileriidae
Exons: 2
Coding region: 1-621 (206 amino acids)
Source: RefSeq, a predicted model, not a curated record
AUGGGAAAGACUAAUAAAAAGUCUAAGCUGAAGGGGUACGGAGUAUACUGGUCCGGCGACAUAAAGAACAAACACAUCGCAAGAAAAAAUAAACAAUACAUCCGAGACCAGAAGUAUCUUCACAAGUAUAAAAAAUUUAAGGACCAAUACGUUGAACAGGAGUCUUCUCAGCCCACCGAGAGGCACACAGAGCCUUCAAGUAGUUUAAACACUGACUUUGAGGCCCCCAAUUCCAUAAAACCACAGGUCGAAGUGACAUAUUUAGAACUUUCAGAUGAGGAAUCCCCAACUAAAUAUAACGAUUCUAGUCCAAUAGUCGAAGAACCUGAAGACGAUGAUGGCUACAAGGAGAGUGUAGAUGAAGGCAGCAAGCAGAGGGGGAAUGUCUACUCCAAAGUGCUCAAAAAACGGAGAGAGAUCGAGAUGAAGAAGAAAGAGGAACAUGACCAGCGGGUCGAGGAGAUAAAAAAGAGAAAGAAGGAAAUACGCGCGAAGAAGCAGAAGAGGUACGAGCGGCACAGACUACUGGGAGCAAGAACUAAGAAGGGCCAGCCGAUAAUGAAAAACGAUUGGAGUCCACGUCCUCACUGGCGCCCAAAUUCACACUUUUAUCACGAUUAG